AGAGUGAACCAGAAACAGAGGAAGGAAGGAAAAGGAACGAUUGCAGUUGCAGCAGCAUUGAAUACUCUAAGAUGAACCUGAAGACGAGCAGUGAGGUGGAGACUCGAGCUCUCCUUGAUAAGGUUUCUAGCUUCGACAAAAAUGAAGGGCUCUUCAACCUUGGCCACCCUCUUCUCAACCGCAUCGCUGAGUGCUUCGUCAAAGCUGCUGGAAUAGGAGCGGUUCAAGCUGUGUCACGCGAAGGUUAUUCCAUUGCUAUUCAAGGUACCAGGGGUGUUGAUAGCAACAAUGGCAGUAUACCACCGGAACUUUCAGGUGCCAAGAAAAAUCAUUUGCCUGGUCUUAGAGGAGAGACCAAUAGCAAAUCUUUCGAAGCCAUGGUAUUGAAAUCUGGGAAAGAGUCCUUACAAUGGGGGGUGGCUGCAGGAAUAUAUUCAGGUCUAACAUAUGGGCUGAAGGAAGCUCGUGGUGCUCAUGAUUGGAAAAACAGUGCAGUUGCUGGAGCAAUCACUGGGGCAUCCCUUGCCCUUACAUUGGAAGAUGUCAGUCAUGAUCAGAUUGUGCAAUGUGCUAUCACUGGAGCUGCAAUCUCCACUGCUGCAAAUCUUCUCACUGGGAUUUUCUAAAUGGAUACCCUGUGUAGAGAUUGGCUUUAGAGAUUAAUGGCUCUCUUUUUUCCUUUUAAAUUGUGACAGUGAAUCUUGUAUAUCUAUGAAACUUGCAUGGAUUUCUUAUCAAUGUUGACUUUAUUCUCAAACUUCUUGUCUUGCUUAAGCCUAUUUUUCUCCUUCAUAACUCUGAUUUAUUCGCAUGACAGGAAAAUAUGAUAAAAAUAGAA
Molecule: messenger RNA, 838 nt
Organism: Lotus japonicus
Lineage: Eukaryota; Viridiplantae; Streptophyta; Magnoliopsida; Fabales; Fabaceae
Product: outer envelope pore protein 16-2, chloroplastic-like
Exons: 7
Coding region: 72-626 (184 amino acids)
Cellular component (GO): chloroplast outer membrane
Molecular function (GO): amino acid transmembrane transporter activity
Source: RefSeq, a predicted model, not a curated record